Molecule: messenger RNA, 22799 nt
Organism: Podarcis lilfordi (Lilford's wall lizard)
Lineage: Eukaryota; Metazoa; Chordata; Lepidosauria; Squamata; Lacertidae
Source: the annotation of a GenBank genome assembly
UGAAACUUCAUCAUCUGCCUGUUUUAUUACUCAUCCCCCAUUUGAAACAGCAGUGUCUUUUGAUGGUCCUUUCCAGUGGAGGCUGCGGGGAGGAGAACUGACUUCAAUCUUGUGGUAUCUACACUCUUGUUUAUUUUGUUUUAAACUAGAACUGAGGGGUCCAUCAGCUGGACCAGCCAAACACAAGUUAUUGAUAGGAGUGGGAAUCAUUUGCAAAAUGUGUUUUAUUAUUACACGUGUAUCCCAUCUUUCCUUGUAAUGUGCUCUCAAGGCAGCAUAUGAUAUUGUGGACUUGGAAAACAUUUGGGAAAAAGCAGCCAGGACUUUUUAGUUUAGAGAACAGAUGGAUAAGAGGUGACAUGAUAGAAAUUUGUAAAAUUGUGCAUGGCAUGGAGAAAGAAACUAUAUUAUGCCGAAGAGAGAGAAAAUACCAUUAAAUAAUACAAGAGAAAAUUUCAGGGGUCAAGAAGAAUUUCCCAGCUGGCAUGACAUCCUGUGCGUUUUUGUUUUUUACAAGCAUCCCGUGGAAGAGAAUCAAUCGCAGCCUUUUUAAAGCUUUGAUUGAAAACAGGUGGUGGGGCUUUUGCCAAGGUGUUGGGUAUUUUUGUGCUGUGUACAUUGUGGCUCUUGUGGUAAUUAUCUGCCAGGCUAUAUUCUAAGUUGAUCUCUUUGCUCAUUCUGCAGAGGUUAUAUAUCUGGAAGGUAGCAGGUAUUUUAAUUCGCUUCGUGGCUAACUUUAAAUGCGGUUUUCAAUUAUUUUCUUGCUCUUGAGUUCCAUCUCCAACUGAAAAAAUAAUAAUACUGGGCUAGAUCUAGACUAUGUUAGAAAUGAAUGUGGCUUAGCUCCAUCACGAGCCUUUCACGUUGAUUUCAAUGGGCUUCAAGUGCAACCAAAUUAGGCUGCAAUCCUAGUCAUAUUUACCUGGGGGUAAGCCCCAUUGAAGCCAUUGGGGCUUCCUUCUGAGUAAAUGGGCUUGUGCUGUUGAGAUAGGGCCAGUGCAUUAUGCUUUAAAAUGCAUUCUUCAUGCAACCUUCAGACCAGUAGCAAGUGUUAGUCACUUUCUGGACCUAUUUUAGAUCAAUAAGCAGUUUUGAAAUAUGUGAAAUAAAUAAUUUGGACGCCAUGCCAUUAUCUAAAUAAGUCCACAGUAUAUCUUCAAUAGGAUUCCAUCAGUGUCUACAAGAUCCAGCAUCCAACAUGGCUCCCGCUAUUUAAGCAGCUCCAGUUCCAAACAGUCAUCAGUGAUGACAACAACAACACAACCAAAUCUCAUUUAUUUUUUGUUUUCUUCAGCCAAUGCCAUUGCUCUGCUAACCAAGGAAUGUUGUUUGCUUUGAACAACAUCCCUCCCUGGGAUGGAGGAAAUGUGUGUUGACAGGACAGGAAAUUCCUGUGAACCACAAGAAACUAGUUCUCGGCUGGGCUGCCUGCAGUCACUGCAAAGGUUUCCAUCUGGGCAAUUUAAUAUUUAUUAAAGGAAGGAGUGAAAUGAAUGAUCAUUUCUUCCUCUUGGUUUUAACUGCACCGUUCAGACCUAUAAAGAAAGGGUUCUAAAAGCAACCUUGUGUUUCUGGAUACAGAAUACUUUCUUUUCCAAACAAGCUGCAAAACCAAUAGGAAUUUUGCCUUGUAGUUGAAGUUUCUCAGAGCUAAACGUGUGCUGGUGCUUCCUAUGAACUUUCUCAAACUUGGAAAGAGCAGCCUCCAUUAGGAAUGAGUAGGACAGCUAAUCUGAGGUCCAGCGAAGCCUAUCUUAGGUCAAGAGGAUCCCAAAAUGAGUCCACCUCCACACCAUACAUUUAAAGCACCCUUACACCACUUUUACAGUAGUGGCUUCUCCCAAAGAAUCUUGGGAAUGUUAGUUUGCUAAGAGUGCUGCUAACUGUGCCUCUUAGAGGGGUCUCCUAACAACUCUCAGCACUCUUAACCAACUACAGUUCCCAAGAUUCUUGGCAGGAAUUAAAGACCUUAAAAGUGGAUUAAGAGUGUUUUAAAUGUCUGGUGUGGAUGUGACCUAGGUCUUAGCUCAAGCUAUAAACAUUGCAUACUCACUUUGUCAUCAGGUAAAGAGCCAGUAGCUAAGUUGGAUGGUUCUCCUGUUUCUGAGAUGUUAGCUGAGUGCUUAUAGAUUGCUUUGUUGAAAAUUUGGACAGAAUCUCAACAGUGCCUAAAACAAAUCUCUUGCAGAUGAAAACAAUAGUAAAGUGCAUGGGAAGAAAAUAAUGGGAAAUUGGAGACAUUCUUUCCAGUUGAUCAGCAAGAAAAAUGCUUUUCAUCAUCUUCUUUAUAACUGUUUUCAUUUUCUGAAACGGAAAAAGCCAUACAGUGGUACCUCAGGUUAAGUACUUAAUUCGUUCCAGAGGUCCGUUCUUAACCUGAAACUGUUCUUAACCUGAAGCACCACUUUAGCUAAUGGGGCCUCCUGCUGCCGCCACGCCGCCAGAGCCCAAUUUCUGUUCUUAUCCUGAAGCAAAGUUCUUAACCUGAAGCACUAUUUCUGGGUUAGUGGAGUGUGUAACCUGAAGUGUAUGUAACCUGAAGUGUAUGUAACCCAAGGUACCACUGUACAGUGGUGCCUCGCAAGACGAAAUUAAUCCGUUCCGCGAGUGUCUUCGUCUAGCAGUUUUUUCGUCUUGCGAAGCAACCCUAUUAGCGGCUUAGCGGAUUAGCGCUAUUAGCGGUUUAGCGGCUAUUAAAGGCUUAGCGGCUUAGCUGCUAAAAGGCUAUUAAAGGCUUAGCGGCUUAGAAAAAGGGGGGGGAAGUGAAAAAAAAUCUCAAGACUCGCAAGACAUUUUCGUCUUGCGAAGCAAGCCCAUAGGGAAAUUCGUCCUGCGAAGCAACUCAAAAACGGCAAACCCUUUCGUCUAGCGGGUUUUCCGUCUUGCGAGGCAUUCGUCUUGCGGGGCACCACUGUACUAACAAUAUUUUAUCUGUGGCCUGAGAGAGAUCUGUGUAGCAACCCCCUCCCUGCUGACCAAAUGUGACCCAGGACUGGACUACCUUUUUGUGCUGACAUCUUAGCCCUUUGAUACUUCUUUAACUUAAUCAUGUCAUUCUUGACAUGCCUUGGAGCAGAGGUAGGCAACCUAAGGCCCGGGGGCCGGAUGCAGCCCAAUCACCUUCUCAAUCCAGCCCAGGAAUCAGCGUGUUUUUACAAGAGUAGAAUGUGUCCUUUUAUUUAAAAUAUAUCUCUGGGUUAUUUGUGGGGCAUAGGAAUUCGUUCAUUUUUUUUUCCUUUCAAAAUAUGGUCCGGCCCACCACAAGGCCUGAGGGACAGUGGACCAGCCCAUGGCUGAAAAAGGUUGCUGAGCCCUGCCUUGGAGCAUUCCCUGAACUUGUGAUGUGUCACUGGGGUGGAAAUAGGUGGGGCGGGCAGAAGAACCAAAAGAAGGGAAGAGUGGCAGAGGGACUCCAGAAAUCACAAGGGAAAAUUUGUCACUGGGAAAUGCUGGCUCCGUCUUGCUGUGGCAGUCUGAAGCGUUGUAUGCUUCAAGGAUAAAUAUCUUCCUGUCUUUUUAGUAGCUACUUUCCAUCUUUAAGAUUCCUUUCCUCCCACAUUCUCUCAGCCCUGAGUAAUGCCUUCUAAAAAUCGGGUUGCUUAGGAAAUCUUCACAGGCCUGCAGCUGCAAAAGAAGAUGUAGGGCCCAUUGAGUUCGUUGUUAAUUUGUGGCAUUCAGAAGUUCCCUGGUUUGAUCCCCAAUGUCUCUGUUGGGCUGGGAAAGACCUAUCUGAAUUCCUAGAGAGCUGCUGCCAGUCAGUGUAGACAGUACUGAGCUAGAUAGCUCCUUUGGUCUGACUCAGUAUAAGGCAGCUUCCUAUAGCCUUAUGUUCUUACAGAUGUGCAUUCUGAAGUGGUAAAGCGUUGCAUGCAGAAGGCCUGAUAUUCAAUCUCCAGAUAGGGCUGAGAGAGACUCCCUGUCUGAAACCCUGCAGAGCUGUUGCCAAUCAGAGUCAGUGUAGACAAUACUGAGCUAGAUGGACCAGCACAAGGCAGCUUCCUCUAUUCCUAUCCUUAAGCACGCACAGCUGAAGAAAAAAAUUGAAAUAGGUGGGGAGGGCAGAAGAACCAAAAGAAGGGAAGAGUGGCGGAGGGACUCCAGAAAUCACAAGUGUCCCUCCUGAGGUUCUUCAGUGGAUUUCACAAACCAAGUCUGCUUUCAGAGUCUGGGUCAGGUGGGUUGGAAAGAAAUACCACUACCCCCUUCUCCUCGCUUGUGUUGACAAUUUUGCCUGGGAUUCCCAGUGAGGCCCAACAUCUGCUUUGGGGACUGGUGACUGGGUUAUUUUUAGCUGCUGUUUAUUUGGACUAAGCAUGCUGCUAGACUGAAAUAUCCCUGCAGCCUUUCUAAAGGCAACAGCCAUGUCACAAAGGAAGGGACUUUCAUCCCACACAGAAGGCGCUCAGAGAUCUUCACUUGGGAUUCAGGAACUCGAAGAGGAAUGCUGCUGGAAGACUCCUCUGUCUGUCUGCUUGGGACUCAGUGGGGAGUAUACUAUUACAUGUACAGCAAAACGUUGUUGUCAUUACCGCUGUUACUUACUGCAUUUGUCAGUUGCUUUUGUUCUGGCUCAUGCCCAAAAUACAAGAGAUCAGUAUUUGGGCAAGUAAUUGUGCAGGCUUGGCAGCAGACAUACUGCUCAGGAGUCACAGUUCAGGCGUUCAGGAACAGGGCGAGAAGUUCAGAACUGGAUGGAAAUAACAAAUAUGCCCCAACAGGUAUCCCUGCCCCUCCCGCCAAGCUUUUGAAGAUGAGGUGUGGCACGCUCACUUGUGAGACUCUCUCACCUUGCUGGAAUGCCAAAACUGUAAGCAUGAUCUCUGUUGUGAUGGGUUGGUCUGCUCCCAUCAGUGAGGGCAAUGCAACAAGGGUUCACCCUUCUGUUCUGGCUGCUGUUCAAACUUCUGUACCGGUUUAUGCCAUUUCUGUACCAGGGAGAGCUCCUGGAGCCAGAUUAAGAGGCCUGGUGGGCCAGAUUCCCCACCCCUGUAUUACCAUAUUGCUACUUCUAAAUUGUGCUUCCAGAUUCGAGACACCAGCACUGCUACAAGCAGGGAUAGCUCUAUUAUCUAUGUGACUUGGGGCCCAUUUACACGCACAGCGAAACUGCAUAGGACAGGCUUCUUGGGACCAUAGCAUGUGAUUUUGCCAACCACGUAGCUCAGACCCUGGAGGAACGUACAGUCAGUGAGCAAACUGCAACCAUGAUGUGCUCCUUCCAGCACUGUGGUGCUUGAGUCACGCUGCCUGAUCCCAAAUGGCCAUUUUCUACCGAGGCAAAAUGGUAAACAGGACUUGUUCAAGCAUGUUCCUGGUGAACAAAGUGAGAGAAGCUGGAACACUUAAUGAGCGCAAAGGGUCAUGUUUUUUUUGUGUUGGAUUCAAAGAAAACGUUCCCUUUCCAUUAGGAGAACCUGUUGUCUUCUAGAGAUAAUGUGCUUCUGAGUGAGGGGUGAAGGGGGCUUCUUUGUCGUCCUGUCAUUUCCCAUCAUUAAUCAUUUUUGUUUCUGGGAAAUGAGUCCCUUCGCUUCUUCUUUUCAUAGCUUUGAACAUGAUUUUAAUCUCAGCAGUUCUCCUGUGACUCUAGAAUCAUUUUGCUGGAAUUUGUGGCGUGGCUCCAGAUUUUAACGGAUGCAUGACCAAGGGCUGAGUCCAACAUGUUGCUAGGAUGGCUGAGGUUUGAGCAGGUCCCUGAGAACUGCCCCUUUUAUCCAUUCUGUAUCAGUUAUAAGGGGAAACUGUGUUUAGCUCUCUGCUGUGCAAAGCUUCCUCAGCUGACGUCUGCGUAUUUAAUUUCUGUUUAUUGAACCCAUUUGUCGCUUUUCUUACAAAAGCAGCUCAGAGCGACUUGCCACAAUAAAUAAACACAUACAUUUAAACCAGCAUAAGACAAAACUAAAGAAAAUAAAACCUUACCUCGUAAGGCUGUUGAGAAGAUACAGUGGGAGAGACCCUAUACGCAACCUUGAGUUAUUCAGGGGGAAGGUGUGUUAGAAAUGCAGUACAUGAGAAAUAAAACCCCUUGAGUUGAAUCCAGACUAAGUUGGUUGUACUUAGUUCCUAUUGAACUAAUCAAACAGUGAGACAUAAGCCAUGCCUAACUUAUCCUGUCAAUUCCAAUGAGACUAAUUGCAAUAAACUCAAUCUGAAUCCUACUCACUUAUUCCUGCUCCAGGUUUAGCAAUUGUAGUUGUGAAAUGUUCUGGGUGAGAAGGAACAUUUUGGGGAUGGUGGGGAAAAUUUUUAGAUAUAUUUCAUCACUUUUUUUCAAGUUUGGACAAAUAUUUUUUAUUUUAAGUGCACAAAUGGCUAGAAGCAGAAUACCUACACAUGUUUUAAAAAAUUAACACAUCUACAGAACAUUCUGUUCAGGUGAUGGCCUUCAGUUAUUUCAGCUAUCUGGGUGUGGCUGGGUUACCACCCAGUUUCUGACAGGGAUUCUGCACUUUUCAACACCUGCACGCAGCAAAAAAAUUAGCAGGUGUCAUUUUCCUAAGCCUAGCGCUGGAAUGGGGAACUUGUAGCCCUACAAACAUUGGGCUAAUUUCUCCUCAUCCCUGACUGCCUCUGUCUUCUCUCCAAGCGGGCUCCACCCUGGCGGAGUCUGCAGCUGCCCCUGUUCCAGCUGCCUCUUCUGCCCCAGACAGCCCUGCAUCCAACACAGCAGGCACCCUGUGAGCUGAAGCAAAAUAUUUAAGGAUCCAAAACCCAGAGGCAAAGUUCUUCCCUUGUUAGAACCAAGGGAACCACUAAAGCCAAGCAAAAUGCCUCCUAAGCUUUAGCAAACCUGAAAAUAAAGGGGUUACGGAACCAGGGGGGUUAUAGAAUAUAAAUAUAGAAAACAGAUUGAUGAUUUGAAGACGUUCAAGACAGCCAGUGUGGUGCAGUUGGCUAGGUUGCCUGACUAGGAGGACCUGGGAGACCAGGGUUCAAGUCCCCCCUCACUGGGUGACCUUGGGACCAACACUGCCUCUCAGUCUCAUUGGAUUGUUGUGAGGAUUAAACGAGGAGGGGGAAGAACCAUGCGUGCCACCUUGAGCUUGGAGAAAAAGCUGGAAUAUAAAAACAAUAAAUAAAUUAAGAAAUAACAGUAGAACAGGAGCUAACCAAAGGCAGAAGUACUGAAAAAUCUAGAGGAGAAGCUUUUCUCUGUAGUUGAAAUGGACAGCAAUGCCACCUCAACCUGUGGAAGCAGCAAACCAGGCAGGCCUGGUAUUUUACCACCUAGUGGCAGCAUGGAGCAAAAGCAGGGAACUGAAGUGGCAUUGCAGAGAGGGUGCAGGUUGGAUCCAGACUUAGUCGUCAUGCUUCAUGUAGGUGCACUGAUAUUAAUGGGCCUUAAGUAGUCCGGACCAGCUUGUCCCACUGAUUUCAGCAGGGCUGUUCAAAUCAAGAUUAAGUCCAGAGCGAACCCAUUUGUUUGAUAGACUAAUAAUAAUAAUAAUAAUAUAUUAUUUAUACCCCCACCCAUCUGGCUGGGUUUCACCAGCCACUCUGGGCGGCUUCCAGCAGAAUAUUAAAAUACAAUGAUUCAUCAAAUAUUAAAAACUUCCCUAAACAGGGCUGCCUUCAGAUGUCUUCCAAAAGUCUGAUAGUUGUUUAUUUCUUUGACACCUGGUGGGAGGGCGUUCCACAGGGCGGGCAUCACUACUGAGAAGGCCCUCUGCAACUUUGCUUCUCACAGCGAGGGAACCGCCAGAAGGCCCUUGGCCCUGGACGUGAGUGUCCGGGCUGAACAAUGGGGGUGGAGAUGCUCCUUCAGGUAUACUGGGUUGAGGCCGUUUAGGGCUUUAAAGGUCACACCAACCCUUUGAAUUGUGCCCGGAAACAUACUGGGAGCCAAUGUAGGUCUUUCAGGACUGGUGUUAUGUGGUCUCGGCAGCCACGCCCAGUCACCAGUCUAGCUGCCGCAUUCUGGAUUACUUGUAGUUUCUGGAUCACCUUCCAAGGUAGCCCCACGUAGAGCGCGUUGCAGUAGUCCAAGUGAGAGAUAACCAGAGCAUGCAGCACUCUGGCGAGGCAGUACGCAGGCAGAUAGGGUCUCCGCCUGCGUACCAGAUGGAGCUGGUAGACAGCUGCCCUGGAUACAGAAUUGACCUGCACCUCCAUGGACAGCUGUGAGUCCAAAAUGACUCCCAGGCUGUGCACCUGGUCCUUCAGAGGCACAGUUACCCCAUUCAGGACCAGGGAGUCCCCCACACCCGCCCGCCUGUGUGCAGGAGAUUGCAGCUGCAGCAUCUUAUGCUAUGGGACAGGGUUAUUGUUUUGUCUGUUAUGUAUUUUUGUGCUCUGUGAUCCUAAGAGGAAGGGAGGGAGAUCUAUAAAUGUCAAUAAUAAUAAUACAUGAUGCACCAUAACUGAAGCACCACUACCCUGGAUGCUGCAUAGACUCCUGACACAAACCUGCUUGCUAUUCUCAGCAGGUAACAGAAAGCCAACAUUUUCAGCUUCAGGUCCAUCAGCAAGGAGGGUCUCAUGUCUAUAAGACAACACUGCAAGGUUAUUGUGAAGCAGUCAGAGCCUGACGGCAAGUAUUCCGUGUGCACUACGCUGCUAGACUCAGUGAGAACCAGUAAGGUGUAGUUGUUAAGAGUUGUUAAGACUAGAACUGGGUAGAUCUGUGUUUAAAAUCCCCAUUUGACCAUGAUGCUUGCUGGGUGACCUGUCAGUCACCAACUCUCAGCCUCCCUACGUCACAGAGUGGUUGUGCAGGUCAAAGUGGGGGAAUACCAUGUAUGCCACUGAGAUUUUUGGAGGAAAGAUUCAUUGGAAGAAGAAGAAGAAGAGUUUGGAUUUGAUAUCCCGCCUUUCACUCCUCUUCAGGAGUCUCAAAGUGGCUAACAAUCUCCUUUCCCUUCCUCCCCCACAACAAACACUCUGUGAGGUGAGUGGGGCUGAGAGACUUCAAAGAAGUGUGACUAGCCCAAGGUCACCCAGCAGCUGCAUGUGGAGGAACGGGGAAGCGAACCCAGUUCACCAGAUUAUGAGUCUACCGCUCUUAACCACUACACCACACGGGCUCUGGAGAGAUGCUGCCCAUUAGGUGCCUUAUAUGAAGUUAGACCAUUGAUCCACCUGCCUCCUCUGUGUUGUCCAUGCUUUCUAUACUCCUGUGUUUUAAAGCCAUCUCUGUUAGUGCUUAUCCCAUCUCGUGGCAGCAUUACAGAACUUUUGAGCUAUUCCCAAAAAUGAAGAAGAAAGCAAAUUGAGGGGAAAUGGGUGGCAAGACGCAAUGGAUGCAGUUGGGGGUGGGGGGGGGAAAGCACAUAUAUUUUUAAAGUGAAUUAAACAUGGAGCAUUCCUUGCUCCAGGGAGACUCUAAGCAGGUUUGACAUCUUUAUCUCUUCUUCUAAAGCAGCUCAGGCAAAAAGAAAAAGAAAAAAAGUGUGUGUUGGGGGGAGUAGUACAGAAGCAUAAAUAGCCCCAAACUUGGGUGUUGCCUCUCUUUGAUCAUUCUGAGUCAUUCGAGCAUAAUUUCUGCAUCUCUUGGCUUGUCGUAGGGAUGGGAGGAGGGUUUAGAGUCAGUGAUCACACCAAGUUGAGCAGCAGUGAGAAAUCUGUGGACUUCCAAAUCUUGGACUCCAACUCCCAUAAUCCCUGGCUGUUAGCCAUGCUGGCUGAGGCUGAUGGGAACUAGAGUCUGACCGCAGGUGAAAGGCUCUGCCCCUUUGUAGUGGGGCUUCCCCACCCCUUUAUUGCCCUUAGGGAUAUCUGAGGCUUUGAUGGAACUGCAAACGCUCAUUUGUGGGAUAUAAGUGAAAUCAUAGAAUUGUAGGGUUGGAAGGGACACCAAGGGUCAUUUAGUCUAACCCCCUGCGAUGCAUAAAUAAUUUUUGCCUCUACAGCACAUACACAUGCUCAAAGAAAAGUGAGAUUAUCUGAAGAGCUCCAGCCUGAGAAUAUAACAAGCUAGCUUAUUCUAAGCAAUACCCUUUCAAGUAGGGCAUUGAAAAAUUGGAGCAUGUCCAGAAGAGAGCAAACAAUCAGGAACAUGGGGACAUAUGGAGCUGACAUGCCAGUCCUUUGGGUCCAUCUAGCUCUAUACUGCCCAGGGUUUCCCAAACUUGGAUCUCCAGCUGUUUUCGGACUACAACUCCCAUUAUCCCUAGCUAGCAGGACCAGUGGCCAGGGAUGUUUGGAAUUGUAGUCCAAAAUCAGCUGGAAAUCCUGGUCUGCACUAACUGGCAGCGGCUCUCUGGGGUUUUAGGCAGGGAGGGGGAAUUCCUAACCCUACCUGGAGAUGCCGGGGAUUGAACCUGGGACCUUCUGCAUGCAAAGCAGAUGUCCUGCCACUGAGUUAAAAGAAGUGGGGACAAGGCUAGUUCUAUGCAUCCAUUUCUCAAGGUUAACCCUGCGAUUGGGAAGAUCUGCCUGGAUUAGGCUUCAGAAAACGAGUAUCCCCACUUUUCAAAGGAUCUUUCUAAGCCCACGCAACUAUUUUACAGCUCGGGAAGCUUUUCAUCUGUGAUUAAUUUGGCUCUGCGGCACUGACUCAGAACAGGUGAUCACACCCUGCAGACGUGUUGGCAUUGCUCUCUCCGUAGUUUUCAAACCCCUGGCUUGUGCCUUGAAGCGCAGUUGUGGUACCGAGUUGCUUUCAAGACAACAGCUGAACUUUCCAUCAUCACUCCCCCUCCUCCCUCCUUGAAGGGGGAAGUGAAAUUAGCCCAGCGUGCUUUGAGUUUAUUUAACAAGUUCAGCUCCUGUGGCCAAUAGAGACUAACAGCAGAGGGGGGCAGAAAAUUGUUGCAGCCUACAUGCUUUGGAGAUUAAAUAAGGCCUUUUAAAGGGCUUGGACAGAGAUGCUGGGUCUCUCUCCCCACCCCAUGUGGAAUGUUAUGUGCCUAUCCCAGACUUCACCACCAGGGCCACAGGAAUUUUGAAGAAGAAGGGGAAGUUUUUUGGAAUUUAGUGCAUUUUCUGUUGCACCCACUUUGGGCUGUUUUCCAGGCCAGUCGCUGCUAUCCAGACACACCCCUUUUUGAAGAGACUAUUUAAGGAUGAGCUUGAGCACAGCACCCUCCCAAAGGCAGAGAGGCAGGGAUGCACAAAGCGAGGGGCUCAGGAUGUCUGACCACGCCGGGGCAAGAACAACCUUCACCCUCAUUCUCUUUGUCCUGGGGCCUGGCUGGGUAUGUAUACACAAUUUUACAGGAGGUGUGUGCAACGAAUGAAUGAAUGAGACUUGCCCCUGCCUUUGAUGCUGAAUGAGUUUGUUGACUUCAGCAGAGCUUAAUAUGUUCGUACAGGGUGGGACCAAGUGCUCAGAGGUCCAGCUCCAGUUGGCUAGCAGCAGCUCUGCAGGUUUUUGAGGGGCACCUCUUGUAUGCAUAUGUUUACACACUAGUGAGGGACGCGGGUGGCGCUGUGGUCUAAACCACUGAGCCUCUUGGACUUGCUGAUCAGAAGGUCGGCGGUUCGAAUCCCCGUGAUGGGGUGAGCUCCCGUUGCUCGGUCCCAGCUCCUGCCCACUUAGCAGUUCGAAGGCACGCCAAAAAGUGCAAGUAGAUAAAUAGGUACUGCUGUGACUGGAAGGUAAAUGGUGUUUCUCUGCGCUGCUCUGGUUUGUGUUCCGUUGCGCCAGAAGUGGCUUGGUCAUGCUGGCCACAUGACCCGGAAAAACUGUCUGCGGACAAACGCCAGCUCCCUCGGCCUGUAAAGCGAGAUGAGUACCACAACCCCAGAGUCAUCUGCGACUGGACUUAACUGUCAGGGGUCCUUUACCUUUACCUUUUUACACACUGGUGACUUUAGGAAACCUGGAGGGUACAUGCAUAUAAUAGACGUCUAGUGUUAAAUGCAUAAUAACACAAAGGACCACAGAAUUGUCAAGUUGGAAGGGACCACAAGUUUCAUGUAGUCCAACCCCUGCAAUGCAGGAGUCCUUUGCUCAGCAUGGGGCUUGACCCAUGACCCUAGAAUUAAGAGUCUCGUGCUUGACCAAUUGUGCUAUAAUGAUGCAUAGGAUAUGUUAGAAUGGUUUGAGUUUCUUUAGUGGAAGCGAAGGGCACUUUGUAUAUAUUUAGAAAAUUAUGCUGCAGAAAUAGAGAGUUGUUGUCAGCUGAGUUCUGCCCAGGGCAGACCUACUGAAAAUAAUUAGUUGUGUUCCUGGAUUUUGAUGGGUUUACUAUGAGUAGGCUUAAGAUUGCAUACAGCAUGAGGCUUGACUCUUUUAUACAUAUUUUUGCAUACGAAUAUGGGCUUUUUAAAAACAACAACAGGCUAUGGGCAGAACUGAACUGAACUGUUGAAUGCAGGGAACAAGGUCUGCUCCCCCCCCCCCCCGCACCCUCUAAAUUUUAUCUGGAAGGUUGAGGGAGUGGGAAACCUAGAACAGGUUUUGGGAUGUGCAGAAGGGAGGGGAAGUCCAACCUCAUGAGUGGACCUUGUUCCCUGCACGGCGAAUGCCCCACUUUAGUGCAUUGUUAAAUUCCACGCUACAGGUUAUAUCAGGAGACAUUUUGUUUUGUUUCUGUCCUUGUUUAUAUUAUGUAUUUGGUUUUUUCAUCUUGUGUUUUGAUGCUGUGAACCGCCGUGAGAUCUACGGAUGAAGGGCGGCAUGCAAAUUAAAUUCUGCAUAUGAAUCCUUUAAAAUUAGAUUCCCUCUCCAUCCUUAGCCCUGGAGUGUGUCUGGCGCCAUUUUUCGCACUAACACAGUUAUCCAAUUCCAAGGGGGAAUGCAGUUGAAAAAGCACCAGCGAGAAUUAGAAGGCUGGGCUGGUUAUUUGGGCCGGGAUUCUCGUCUCCUUGCGUGCUUGUUGCAGCAUUCAAGAUUCCUCAAAGUGGGCAAAUGUCCACCCUAAUGAGGCGAGUACAUCCCACAGCUGAGUAACAGAGCACUCGCUUUGCAUGCAGAAGGUCCCAGGUUCAAUCCCUGAUAUCUCCAGGUAGAACUCAGAGAAACACUAUCCCAGCCUAAAUUCCCAGAGAGCUGCUGCCAGUCUGUGUAGACAGUACUGAGCUAGAUGGACCAAGGAUCUGGCUCGAUAUAAGACAGCUUCCUAUGUUUGUAAGCAUGGCCGUAGGUGUGUGGAACUGGUAAAUGGUACAACCUCCUGGCUUUUUUUCCAUAGCUCCCUGAACCGGAUGAAAAUAGAGGGCAGUGAUGGAUUUUAAUAGAUCCUGGUAGACUUACAAAAGGAUGGACUGCUUGCAGCAGGUAUCCCCACUGGUUGAGGGUGAAACUCCAUUGCAGAGAAGCCAGUAUAAAUCUGACAUUAUGGAGGACGACUUGAGGGGGGCAGCUUGGGAAACUUCCUGUUUGGGUACAAUGUUUUCUUUGGCUGGUGCUGUAAUUUAUUAUUUUAUUUUAAUGGUUUUACAAUGAGUUGAAAUGGAAGUGCAGCAGAAGGAAGCCACAGGCUCCAUUUGCAAAUAAGCUGGUGUGCAGGGGUGGAGUAGCUUUGGCCCUCCUGUUGGGCUCCCAGCUCCCAUCAGCCCCAGCCAACAUGGCUGAAGGUGAGGGGUGAUGGGAGUUGUAGUUCAGCAACCACAGGUUCUCCACACCUGAUAUCCCGCGUCCUUAGGUUAUUACUAUUUUUUUAAAACAUCUUUAAUUCUUCCCCACCUCAAAUGAACUCAAGGCAGCAUGCGUCCUCCUGCCAUAAUAUUUUAACUACACAACAACCCUGCGAUGUGGGUCAGGCUGCUGGCCGAAAGUCACCCAGCUUUAUGGCUGAAUGCAGAUUUGAACCCGGGUCUCCUGUCCCUAGCUCGAGCACUCUAAUCAUUGCACAUGCUGGCUCUCAAACGCAAUUACACAACCCACCAAGUCCCAUUUUGCCUCCUUAUCACAGCUGCUGUUUUAAGUCUCUCUUGCCGCCACUAUAUGGUGCUCCCAUUUCCCCUAUUUUCUCAUUACUGAGAAAGUCGUUUCCUGUAUGGUGGAGAACAGAGGAGGGGGGAAGUGUGUAUGGAUCCUUAUCUGCAGAGGCUUCUUCACCCAAGGGCUGUCUGAAGGUGAUCCAGAAGGGAAGGCUGCAGAUAGGGGUUAGGAGGAAGGAAGGAGCCCCUUCAGGCUGCUGUUCUGUCUAGUACCAUCUGACAGCUGUUUGGGCACCCCAAGGUGACUAGUGGCUCUAAGAGGAAGCUCAGUGUUUAUGAUCUUUCAAAUUCAUCCAAUUUCUUAGGCUAGGGAUGAGAAGUCUGUGAUGCUCCAGAUGUGGUUGGACUCCAGGUCCCACUGGCCCCAGGCAGCCAGCCUAAUGAGCAGAGAUGAUGGGAGCUGUAGUCCAGCAACAUCUGGAGCAGCACAGAUUUCUCACCCCGAGUUAGUUGGAUGAGCAGCUCCUGACAAAAUGGUCUUAUAACCAGUGACUUCUCCUUGUUUGGGAUUUUAAACAGGUUUCUUUAUCAGUUGAGUAAAGUAAGCCUCAUAACAGGGGUAGCUAGUUGGGUUCCACACACACACACACACACACACACACACACACACACGUUGUUGGACUGCAAGUCCCAUCAUUCCUGACCAUUUAUCAUGCUGACUGGGGCUGAUGGGAAUUGUAGUCCAAGAACACCUGGAGGGCCAAGGGCUCCCUGCACCAGGACAAGAUUUUGCCCCUUCCAGGUGUUGCUGAAAUGAUGGGAUUUGUAGUUCAGCAACUUCUGGAAGGACAAAGGCUCUCCUUCCACACCUUGAUAGAAGUGGGGGCAGAAUAUCACAAUGCUCCUUAAUAUUUAUGUUAUCGGAAAGGUGUGGGGGGGGGUAAUGUGUUCAUUUCAGUUCUGUGUACUUGCUUCCAGCUGGGAAUGGAGACUUCAUCCUAGAGUCCCCAAGUGCCCUGGGCCUUGGAAGAGCUACUCAGCUAAUCCACCCCCCAACCCGGAAUGUGAUAGCAUGAACCAUAAAGCAAUUCAAAGGCGUUGCUGCCGCCCAUGUUAGCUCCUUCCCCGAGGUGAGAUCUGUGUGGUUCACUGAUCCAGUUCAAGGCUUCCUUGCAGCCAGAACAGCUGCAGACGUGAUAAGUGAAUCUGCAAGGUUUUGAUGCUGGGGAAGGUGAUCUGAAGCAGAAAGAACAUUAGCAUGAGUAAUUUGCCAGGUACCCGGGCUCAAGCCUGACGUGCCGGCAUUGAAGAAACAUCAAUCGUGUUUCGACUUGCAGGCUGAGCAGAUGGGACCAGGGCAUCCCUGAACAGAUCCGUAGAGUCCCAAAUGGCUGCUCUUCUCAUCGAGAACGACUGUUCCUUCUUUCUUUGGCUACGCCUUUGGAGAGUAUUGGCAGAGGCAGCUUUGCAAAAAGCAUGGCCUCCGAGGGGCAGAGUGCCUUCCUUUGUCUGAGGCCACUGUGCCAGCUGCAGCUACUUCUAGGCAGAGAUGGCCUGGCCGCAGGGACCCGCCAACCUUUCAGACUGACUACUGCGGGGCUUCUGCUGAAGACGGACUGAAAAGUGCAGCUCAUCGAAACACAGCUGCUUGGCCAGCAGACUGGAAACAGAUAUUGGGGAUAUAUUGUGCCAGGGCUUUAAGAGAUUUGUGGGCUUUCUGCUUAUUUAAGAGGGGUGGGGAAUCUAAGGCAUGGGACUUUUUAAUCAUUAGUGUUAUUUGUACUUAUGCCCCAGCUUUUUCUCCAAGCUCCAAGCUUUUGCUCCUCAUUUAAUCCCACCACAGCCUUGUGAGGUAGGUUAGGCUGGGCGGCAGUGACUGGCCCAAGCUCACACAGUGAGCUUCAUGGCCUAGAGGGGAUUUGAACCCUGGUCUCCUAGGUCCAAGUCAGACACUAACCACUACACCACACAGCUCAUAGGGCCCCCAGGCCUCUCCCCAUAGCAUUCAGGACUCUCUACAGUCUACAGCCCUCAUUGACUGUGCUCUGUACCUUCCACAAGUGCUUUUGUAGAAUAUAUUCCAUCUACAUAUACAGCUUUUAAUUGUAGCGCUGUUUAAUUGUUCUUGAUUAUUGUUUUCCCUAUGUUUUCAGCUGUUCUUAUUUUUAUCUGUAAACUGCUUUGAGUCCUGUCAGGGCAAAGGAUGGGGGGUGUAAAUAAAUAUAUAGUAAUUAUUAUUAUUAUUUUGUCUGGCUGGAAUCCAUCCUUGCUUCUUGCUUGUCUGAUGAGAGAAUGGAGAUACAUGUGGGUGUUGAGAAACUUUGGGCUUUUGUAUGGCUAGACUGUUUGCUGCUGUGGUAACCUUGGGACUGGAUUAUUGCAAUCCACUCCAUGUGGGGCUGCCCUGUGAUGGUGAUGAUGAUGGUGGAUGAUGAUGAUUCCAAUUUAUUGGUCACUUUCUCUCACCAAAGGCAAGCAAGGCUCCAAGUUCUCACCCAUGCUCAUGGACUUUUCCCUCCUUCUAGGCAGCAUCUGAGGCAUGCUCGUACCCUUGCCAGUGCCCCGUGCAGGCACUCCGGUGCCCUGCUGGCACCAGCCUUUUGCUGGAUGGCUGCGGAUGCUGCAAAGUGUGUGCCAGGCAGCUGGGCGAGCUGUGCUCCCUCCAGAAGCCUUGCGAUCACCACAAAGGGCUCUAUUGCGACUUCUCCAAGAUCCACAGAGAUAGUGGCAUCUGCUUAGGUGAGCUGAAAGAUUGCUGCUACCCUGCCCCCCGAAUGGCAGGACUAGGUCACGUGGGUGUAAGGAUGGCUGUGCACGCACCAGAGUGCUAACAGAUAAAGUGGGUGGCACAGAUCCAGUUUUUUGCGUGCUCUUCCAAUUGUGCGAUAGCACAGCAUUUUCUGUUAAGGGUCUAGGUCAGGAGCACCCCACGCCCGGAGAUUUCAGGGCUCAAACUUGGCCCCCUAGUGAUGUCAUGGUAGGCAGACCCUGGUGAUGUCAUAGGGUGAUUUUUCCUCUGUGCUCCCUCCUGCCACUGAACCCUGGAGACGGAGGUUAAUUGGGAGAGGGGAAGAGGGAAGACACCGCCACCCCCUAGCAUCUAUGUAACAAUUUGCAGCUGGAUCCUGCUGGAUUGAAGCUUGCAAGCACAGUCUACUUAAUUGUUUUCUAAAAACCUUUUCAAAAGGCACUCUUGCCCACCUGGAGGUUGCAGCCCUUGCUGUGCUGCCUGGAGGGGGCCAGACAAACCGUGAGCAUUCAGGUUGUCCCUGAAGGUCCGACAGCCCUGUUUCCCAUCCACACAGGAGCAGUUUUGGAUGGGGGAUGCAUUCAGACUGUGUGUUGUUGUCGUCCUCUCCCAUCAGUUAGUAUUUCCUCCCCUCGCCAAAUUGGGUUGGGGAGCAAGCCUGAAGUCAAAACCCAAAGGGCAAUUAUAUGGGGAAACUCCAGAGCUCAGGUAGACCUUUUUGCUCAGGCAGGAUUUAGUCAGGGCAGGAAGCCCUCUCUUGGCCCUGCCUGCCUUGAAGGAUCCAAUGGGUGGGCAAAGUCAGUCCCCAGGGCAAAGUGAAGAAGGCGCCACCCACAGUUCAUUGGCUGGCCACGAGGGGCACCUGCCCACAGACUCCCCAGCAGCAGCUCUUGAUGACAGCUGCUCACAUGCCUUUGCACCACAACAUAGAUGCAUGUGUUGACAGGAUCCCUUUGACAACACGCUUCUCUUCUGUUUUCCCACCAGCUCAUGAAGGGGCGACCUGUGACCUGCUGGGCAAGAUCUACCUUAACGGAGAGAGCUUCCAGCCCAGUUGCAAACUGCGGUGCAUCUGCCUGGAUGGCGCCAUUGGCUGCAUCCCCCUCUGCACGGACGGCAUGCGUCUCCCUUCCCCCGACUGCCCCUUCCCCCGGCGGGUGAAGGUGCAGAACAAGUGCUGCGAAGAGUGGGUCUGCGAAGGGGGCAGCAGCCCGAAGAGCCACUAUGGAAAGGGCAUGGCAGGUGAGGGGACUCGUUGGGAAAGGGGGGGUGGGUGGCCAAGGAGACAGGUAGGACUGUUGGAGCAGAAAGACUAAAAGAUACUGGCUGUGGUCACCUCACCUCAAAAAGGAGGAAAAGGUUCAGAAAAGGGCAACCACGAUGAUCAAGGGGAUGGAGCAACUCUCCUACGAGCAGCGUCUGGGAAUUUUUAGUUCAAGUCGAGUAAGAGGUAAGAGCCAUAGAAUCAUAGAGUUGGAAGGGAUCCCGAGGGUCAUCUAGUCCAACCCCCUGCAAUGCAGGAAUCUCAGCUAAAGCAUCCAUGACAGGUGGCCACCCAACCUCUGCUUAAAAACCUCCAAGCGAGGAGAGUCCACAGCCUCCCAAGGGAGACCGUCUCACUGUUGAACAGCUUUUACUGUCAGAAAGUUCUUCCUGAUGUUUAGUUGGAAUCUCCUUUCUCGUAACUUGAAGCCAUUGGUUCGAGUCCUACCCUCCAGAGCAGGAAAAAGCCAAGCUUGCUCCCUCUUCCAUGUGGCAGCCCUUGAGCGGAUCGAGAGAAGUUUUUCUCCCUCUCAAAGCACUAGAGCUUGGGGGCAUCCAAUGGAAGCUGAACGUUGGACGAUUCAGUGGAAUUGAGGUAGUGAGAGCCACUAGGUUGGAUGGCCUUAAAAGAGUGUUAGACAAAUUCAUAAAGGACAAGGCUAUCAAUGGCUACUAACCCUGAUGUUCUAUCUUCUACCUCCACUGUCUGAGUACUGGUUGCUCAAAAGGAGAGUGCCCUUGUGCUUGGGUCCAGAGUGGUGUGACAGUAAUCCCUUUUCACAGGGAACUCUGGGAACUAGCUCUGGCAGAGGAAUGGGGUCUCCUAACAACUCUCAGCCCCCUUAACAAACUACAUUGGUACCUCUGGAUGCAAAUGGGAUCCGUUCCAAAGCUCCGUUUGCAUCCUGAGCAGAAUGCAACCCACGUCUGCGCGUGCACGGGUUGCGAUUUGCUGCUUCUGCGCAUGCGCACAACAUCAUUUUGAGCGUCUGCGCAUGUGCGAGCGGCGAAACCCGGAAGUAACCCGUUCCGUUACUUCCAGGUCGCCGUGGAGUGCAACCUGAAAAUGCUCAACCUGAAGCAACUUUAACCCAAGGUAUGACUGUACAGUUCCCAUAAUUCUUGGGGGGAAGCCAUGACUAUUUAAAGUGGUACCAUAGUGCUUUGAAUGUGGGGUGUGAAUGUGUCCUCAGUUGGACAUAGCCCAAGAUAAAUGGAAAAUUGAGAGAAUUCUGAAUUGCUUUGUUCUAUACAGUGCAGGUGGGACAGAAAGGAAGCACUAUAUAUGCCAAAGGGCCUUAAGCACAAGCUAUUUCUUCCAGGUAUUUCCUGGCCAUCUAGGAGGCCAGCUGUUGAGCGCACUCAAGCAGUCUCCCUAACGAAAGGCUACUAAGGUGGUUUCUCCUGGAUCCCUUUGCCCUCUCCUGUCCAGAGGUCCAGCCUGACAACCAAAGGAUGCAGCUUUGACCUUUGCUCACCAAAGUCCUUUCCUCCAAUCUCAGUUUACAGGAACAACCCAGUUCGCAAGCCCAAGACGAACCACCUCCAGGAGAACUGCUUGGUGCAGACCACAGAGUGGAGCGCCUGCUCCAAAACCUGUGGGAUGGGCAUCUCCACCCGGGUCACCAACGACAACCCCCAGUGCCGGCUAGAGAAGGAGAGCAGGCUCUGCCUUAUCCGGUACUGCAACGUCCCCUUGGAGAAGAGCAUCAAGGUAACUAACUGGCCGCUAACUGGAGCAGGUGUAAAUGCACGAGAUCGGACCAUGCCAGGCAUGGCGAGCUGCCUCCAGCCUGCGUUCCCAAGCUGGUCCACUGCGCCUCUUGACUCGCCCUACUUGGCUCUCUCUGAACCUCGCCUCCUUCCCUCUAGGCUCCCUGCUCGCUCACUUAUCUUGUUACCCUGAGCUGGGAAUGCAGGAAAAGAUCUCCCUGUAUGAACAACUCUCAAUGGGUUUCCUCUCUCCAUUCAUAGGAAAGGGGUCCUCUUUCUCACUACACAGCAAAGAAACCAAGCUGAGAAAGAAAUGUGUGUGUGAGAGAGAGAAAGAGUGAGCAAAAUACAAAGAAUAUGACCCGUGUAAAUACAGGGAGGGAGGAAGAGGAGGAGAGACAGCUAGACAGAGACAAAAUCUUUCUUUAAAAUUGUUGGUUUCAGUGAGCUUAUUCAGGAAGCUGAUCUCAAGGAGCUGGGAUGGAGAAAGCUUCUUUUUCAUUUAUUACAUUUGCACCCAUUCUCUUUGCCAAAGAGAGCAAGGUAGUGUAGAUAGUUCCCACCCCACCCCUGCCACACUCUGCUCAUGUUAACCCCACAACAACCUUGUGAGGUAAGUUAGGCUAAGAUGUAAUGACCAUUCUGAGGUCAUUCAGUGAUCUUCAUAGCCUUGAACAUAGGGGAUUUGAACAUAGGUCCCCUGGCCCAACAUUCUUAGUGCGCAUGCACACACACAUACCCCGUCCCUCCAGAGGACGGCCAAGAAUUUUCCUUGGGCAGGAAAUUCGGUUUCUAUCCUCUUCUAACCACUACACUACACUGUCUCCUGCCCUGGAGUACAGUCGUACCUUGGAAGUCGAACGGAAUCUGUUCUGGAAGUCUGCUUGACUUUCAAAACGUUCAAAAACCAAAUCACGGCUUCUGAUUGGCUGUAGGAAACUCCUGCAGCCAAUCAGAAGCUGCAGAAGCCCUGUCGGAUGCUUGGGUUCCAAAAGAAUGUUUGCAAACCAGAACAAUCACUUUCAGGUUUGCGGCAUCUGGGAGCCAAAACGUCCGAGUUCCAGGGCGUUCAGAAUCCAAGGUACGACUGUAUUUGCUUCCCUGUGCAGGGAUUUAUUUGUUGUUUGUUUGGAUGGGCAUUGUGAGCCCAUCUCACCUGGAAACUGGAGUGGCGAAACCUAGACAAAGCUUUAGCAGGGCCAUACCUCGGUCUCAGAGCCCUUCCUCCGCAUGUGCAAGACCCUGAACACGAUCCAAGCCAUCUCCAGCUAGGGUUGGGAAGGAUCCCUGCCCCAAACUCUGGAGAGCCACUGCCAGUCCAGUUUUUAUAGUCCUACGUCCAGAACUGAGCCAGGAUACUUAUUGUUGUGGUCUGUUCCCCACCUUCCUCCUCUCUCCAGAAGGGAAAGAAGUGUGUGCGGAACCGCAAGCCCCGCCGGGCGAUCCGCUUUGAGUUCACGGGCUGCACCAGCACCCGCUCCUACCGGCCCAAGUUCUGCGGCAGCUGCACGGACGGGCGCUGCUGCACUCCACAUGUCACCAGCACCGCCAAGGUGGAGUUCCAGUGCCCGGAGGGAGACUCCUUUGUGCGCAAGAUGAUGGUGAUCCGCUCCUGCUCCUGCCACCACGACUGCCCCGCGGACAACGACAUCUUCCUGGCCACCUACCACCGGCGCAUGAUUGGGGACCACGUCAAGCUUGAGAGGCAGUAGAGCCCAUCCCCAUGCCACCUCCAUGAUGCAGGCUGGUAGAGAUGGCACUGGUUGUUACCUGGGAUGCUGCUGGGAGAAUCAGGGGAUGGAGGAGGGUGACCUCAGUAGACUGGAAGGCGUGUGAGUCCAGGCACUACACAGUCCUCUAUGGCAGGAGGCUCCAGCUUUCUCAGACCCAGGACUCGCCUUAGAACCAAGUGUGCAUUUGGGGGUCCAGUUCUUGUUCCUUUUUUAUUAUUACCACCAUGUAUUUGUAUGGCGACAGUACAGCUAUUGUGAAACUCGCCUUAGAUUGGGCCGCAACAUGGUAGAGGGACCCCCCAGUUGGAAAACAGUGCUCCAUGGUGCAACAGCACGAACCUGGCACUUUGUGGGGUGAAGCUCGCACACUUGGUUUUGCACUAACCAGAUCCUCGGUUCCAAAGGUAGCUUCCUUAUCUAAGGAGUUCUGGUCCAGCUCCACAAGCAAACAACUGCCAAUAACGCGCUGGCUUUAGGCAGUUUCCAUCAUACCGUACGCAGCCCCUCGGUUCCCACAAUCCCUUUCUCCUUCUCGCUGCUGUUUGGCCAGCACAGCAAAACAUCCCCCCUAGUUCUCCAGAUGCAAACUUUCCAAGAACUGGAACUCAAGUCGGGUAGGUGGCUGUUGCUGUGUGACAUAAGCACAGACCCAACUGCUCACCUCCGGCUUCAGAGUUAACAAUCCUUUUUUAGAUUAGCUGAUCUGAACGCAAAACCAGCUGGGAAAUAUUAGUUCGAUACAACACAGGUUGCUGUCACCAAAGGUACGAAGCCAGCACUAUGAAUCACAAGCAGAAACAAGUCAAAGGGAAGGCUAUGGAAGUCUUUUGACAACAAAAGUCAUUUGAUAGGCAUCUGCUGUAUAACUUGGCUGGCGAGAGAUCACUGAGUUGUGCAUUCUGCCUUUUGGCAGAGGAUUCGCCAUCACCUACAUUUGGAAGACUGGUGUUAAUCAUUUUGGACGAUUUACAAGACAGAGCCUCCUCCUUUUCUCCCCAUAAACCUGCCCCCUGCUCCGAGCAUCCAGAUUCCUCCUGUAGAGAUGCUCCUUCCCUCCCAAUUUCAACUGUAAAUACCAUGAGAAUUAUUUUUAAAGCCUAUUGUUACGAUUAGCACUUUUUAUUGUUGUGGGUCUUAUUUUUUUCCACUUCUGCUGUUCAAUUCUUUCCUUAGUGUUUUCCUUUCUUCUCUCUUUUUUAAAAUUUCUUGCUUAUCUGACUUGGAGGAGUCAUAUUAAGGCAAAUGGGAAUGAGUGCAGUUCGCUUCCCAGGAAGGGCUGGGAGAAACCCUUGCCUGAAACCCUGGAGAGCUGAUGCCAGUCAGUGUGGACUAUACCGAACUACACAGACCCAAUGGUCCAACUCUGUAAGGCAGCUCCCUGUGUUCCUACGGCGCUACAGCUAAAGAUGAUAACAAUAAACCUUCUUUUUUUAAAAAAGUUGCCAGUCGAAUAGCUAGCAAUGCAUGCAUAUUUCGGAGUCCCAUGCAAACAGCGUUGGAGAACUGAGCAUAACUGUUCCUGCUUCCAGAAAGAAACUGGUUAUAUUUAGCCUGAAGAAGAGAAGACUGAGUGGGGG